This is a messenger RNA of Didymodactylos carnosus, 255 nucleotides long. NCBI's taxonomy places the organism in Eukaryota, Metazoa, Rotifera, Eurotatoria, Philodinida, Philodinidae. The record is from the annotation of a GenBank genome assembly.
AUGUUUGUUAUACAACUCCGUGAACAGCACGAUUCCCUGAACGUCAUAUCACUACUAACACCAGAGACAACUGGUCAAGGUCACGGUCUACUCGGUAAUAUAACGACUUUUACAUAUAGGAAUGGUUCAACAUUUAUAAUAACAACUGAUGAUAAUGGACAAGCGCAAUUUGUGUUCGGUGAAACAUGGCGGUUGAAUAAAAAUGAAACAUUAUUUUACUAUGUCGACACAUAUGAACAACAUCAAAAUCUUUGA